Messenger RNA from Brassica napus (rape), 2509 nucleotides. RefSeq lists its product as uncharacterized. Bases 1597 to 2088 code for a protein of 163 amino acids. The transcript has a single exon. Lineage: Eukaryota; Viridiplantae; Streptophyta; Magnoliopsida; Brassicales; Brassicaceae. The record is from RefSeq and is a predicted model, not a curated record.
UAAUAUUAGAAUUCUUCUCUAUUCUUUCUCUUCUUUUUUGAUUAUUUCUAUUUCUUUUAUUCUUAGAAACUCACCUUAAAAACAUUUGUUUGAAUGAUUUCAGAUAAUUGAGAUCACUUGCAGAUUGUCUUAAAGUAAAAAGUAAAACCUAAUGAGAAUUUUGAUGUUAUGUUAAGGUACGCUGGUCUCUGAAAACAGGGCAAAAUAAUUAAAAAAUAAUGUGCAUCAAUUAUAUAAAUAUCAUUCUAAAAGUAAUUGCAAAGAAAAAAGACUAUUGAAAAUAUAUGUUUUGUUCUUGCCGGAUUUUAAACCAUAGACUCUGUCGCUCUAUAGUUUUAUUUGUAUGUUUAUUUUGCAUCGAAGGUUUUAGUCACCUAUGGGCUAUGGGCUUAAAUAGACCAACCGCGAAGCAUGGCCACCAUAUAGACUUAAAUAGACCAACCACGAAUAUCUUAUAACCUUUUUAGCCUAAUAGAAAUGCAUUGCGCUGUCAUCAGCUAUUUUUUGAGCAAUCCAAAUAAGGUCUCUAGUUCAUGCACCAUUAAACCAUUAUAAUUAGUCUUAUUUAAAUAUUCUUCUUUAAUUGAAUUACUCAGUCGUAAUAAUGAUAGGAAUGAUAAAAUAAUUGGCCUUAAUUUUGAUUAUCUAGGUGUUGCUUAAUCUUAAAGUAGAAGACAUAAUCAUAACUGUCUUAAGUUAACUAUACCAACAAGUAUAAAUUAAGUUACAACCCCUCAGCCAUUAAUCAUUUCACCAAAAGCCUCUUCUCCUCUUUGCAAAAACAUAACUCAAUUUAAAAAUGGAACUCCUGUUUCGUUCUCUGAACAAUGACUUUUUAGUUAUUCUGAGGUUAAUUUUCUGACUGGUCCCAAAUCUCCGUGACUAAAUAAAAUUAGGUCAAAGACAAAGUGUACAUGAUGCAGGACCACAAACUAUUUCAACACCUGAUUAUUACUUACUAGUACUGCCGCUUUUAAUUUUGCCCUAAUUACAUAUAUAAUCAGCUCAUGAUUAACCGCUAAUCAAUCAGUAUCAUGUUUCUUUAGUGUGAACGAAAGCUCGGUCUCAUGAAAAUAAAUUUCAACAUACUCCUAUGUGAUAAGAUAAGCUACAUCAAAAAUAUAAGUUUAAUACAGUUGAGUCAAAUUUUACACAAUUUAGUUAAACUCUCUUGUGUUGGUCUCAAAGUAAUUAUAAAAUUAAACUCUUGUGUUGGUCUCAAAGUAAUUAUAAAAUAAGAAAUGCAUCCAGAAGAUGUUAGCUGAUUAAUCCAUCCAUGUAUAUAUUAUCCAUAUCCGAGUUUAAUAAAAAAGGAGUUCACUUUGCAGAGGACAAAGGAAGCCCAUACAAAUGAUUUGUUCACAUGCAACAUAUCAUACAUUAAUCUCUCAGCUAAUUGUUUCAGUUACGUUUAUAUUAAUCCUUCAAAUUUCAGUAUUUUAGUAGUCGAAAACCUUUUUUAACAUCUAAAAGGAAAAACCGAAAAAGGAAUCAAUCAUUUAAAAAAAGGAAAAAAUUAACAACCCCUUGCUAUGUGUAUGUAUAUAUAUAUAUGUCGAUAUAUACGAGCAUAAAUUCACAAAUCAAACAUAACAUAUGCAAAAAAAAAAAGCAAAACAUAUGCAAGGCAGAGAUAAGAAACUUUAUAAUAUACACCAAACUAUGCAGAAGCCAUCUCAGAGAACUCUUCCUGAUACACACUCACACUCCUUCACCAUUCAUAUAAACGAACCAUUUAAUCAUCAUCAGCAUCAUAACCACAACAACAAGACCUUCAUAGGAUUUUCUUCAUCCAUGAAGCUCUUCAGCAAAUUCCGCAAGAUUCUCAUGAAGAUCAUCUUCAUCGUUCCCUCCUCUUCUUCCUCUGCCACCGUACGUCGUCACAAAACCACCGACUCCCGGAGUGGCGGCGAGAGGCUAGAGACACCGAAGAUAUCGUGCAGUAAUUCGUACUACUCCUCUCAUUCUCACUACAGUGAAGCUAUCUCAGAUUGCAUUGACUUUUUCAAUAAGUCAUCGACUGAUAAUAUGUCUCACAAAGAACGUGAUGACCAGAUUGUACAUGAUCGCGAAUGUUUUUACGUGUAGUCAAAACUUAAAAGAAGUGAUGUGAUCAUGUCCUCUUUUUCUUCUUCUUUUGUUAUUCUAGAUAACUCGGGCGUUUUUCUUCAUGUGCUCGUGUAUCAACAACAAUUUCACGUUUUAACGUUUUAUCAUAUGUAUAAAUUGUUAAAUAUUUGAUGUUAUAUUUCGUAGCAUAAUGUAUCCACUUACUAAUGCCUUGUCUGCGUGUAUACGUGAAACAAGGUUGAUGAAAUUAAUUCCAUGUGUAUCAGUGUGACACAAGGUUGAUGAAAUUAAUUCCAUGUGUAUCAGUGUAUCUUCCCGUAAAAAUACUAUAACGUGUUUGAUAAUGAAGAGGAGAUAAGAGAGCUCGGUUAAUUAACAUUUGCAAAAUUAAUUCUAGCAGAUAUGUCAUGGGGAUUAACGAACCUCUCAGCCGAUAAAC